UCCAAAGCACCCCCAUAUGAUGUGGCCAUAUCCCUUCUCUCAUUCCCAUUAUCCUGGAAAGGGUUAUCCCACAGCCGAGCCAGCGGAGGAAUCUUCUACAGAUGUCCAAGCACCAAACCAGAACCCUCAAUUUCCAAAGCACCCCCAUAUGAUGUGGCCAUAUCCCACAGCUAAGCCAGCGGAGGAGUCCUCUACAGAUGGCCAAGCACCAAACCAGAAGCCUCAAUUUCCAAAGCACCCCCAUAUGAUGUGGCCAUAUCCCUACUCUCAUUCCCAUUAUCCUGGCAAGGGUUAUCCCACAGCCGAGCCAGCGGAGGAAUCUUCUACAGAUGUCCAAGCACCAAACCAGAAGCCUCAAUUUGCAAAGCACCCCCAUAUGAUGUGGCCAUAUCCCUUCUCUCAUUCCCAUUAUCCUGGAAAGCGUUAUCCCACAGCUGAGCCAGCGGAGGAGUCCUCUACAGAUGGCCAAGCACCAAACCAGAACCCUCAAUUUCCAAAGCGCCCCCAUAUGAUGUGGCCAUAUCCCUACUCUCAUUCCCAUUAUCCUGGAAAGCGUUAUCCCACAGCUGAGCCAGCGGAGGAGUCCUCUACAGAUGGCCAAGCACCAAACCAGAACCCUCAAUUUCCAAAGCGCCCCCAUAUGAUGUGGCCAUAUCCCUACUCUCAUUCCCAUUAUCCUGGAAAGCGUUAUCCCACAGCUGAGCCAGCGGAGGAGUCCUCUACAGAUGGCCAAGCACCAAACCAGAACCCUCAAUUUCCAAAGCGCCCCCAUAUGAUGUGGCCAUAUCCCUACUCUCAUUCCCAUUAUCCUGGAAAGCGUUAUCCCACAGCUGAGCCAGCGGAGGAGUCCUCUACAGAUGGCCAAGCACCAAACCAGAACCCUCAAUUUCCAAAGCGCCCCCAUAUGAUGUGGCCAUAUCCCUACUCUCAUUCCCAUUAUCCUGGAAAGCGUUAUCCCACAGCUGAGCCAGCGGAGGAGUCCUCUACAGAUGGCCAAGCACCAAACCAGAAGCCUCAAUUUCCAAAGCACCCCCAUGUGAUGUGGCCAUAUCCCUACUCCCUUCCCCAUUAUCCUGGCAAGGGUUAUCCCACAGCCGAGCCAGCGGAGGAAUCUUCUACAGAUGUCCAAGCACCAAACCAGAAGCCUCAAUUUGCAAAGCACCCCCAUAUGAUGUGGCCAUAUCCCUUCUCUCAUUCCCAUUAUCCUGGUAAGGGAUAUCCCACAGUUGAGCCAGCGGAGGAGUCUUCUACAGAUGUCCAAGCACCAAACCAGAACCCUCAAUUUCCAAAACAGCCCCAUAUGAUGUGGCCAUAUUACUACCCCGAUUAUCAUGGCAAACCAACUCCCACUUUGAAACCAGCUCCAGCCAUGGCCGCUUCUGCCCCACCAGAUUCACCCUCAAUAACCCAGAAACCGCAACCCCUAGUGUACCCUGGAAGUCUAUUCCCUCAGCAUAGCCAUUACCCUCUUUAUUUGCAACAGUUUUAUCCACAAUACCCAGUGCAGCCUCCGAAAACCCCUACCGCAUCACCUAUAACCACCACUCCUCAACCCUGUACUACAACUGCAGCUGCGGAAUGCAAACCUUCUGCCAACCAGCCUCCCAAAGAGCCACCCCGAUAUUAUAAACCACCCAAUUAUACGAGUUAUGAAAAAGACCCCUUCGCUCUUAAAUUUGUGUAUUUUUCCGAAUUGGAUCCCAAGUCUUUCCCAUGAAAUUAAUGAGGACUGAGGAUAGCUAUUUAGAAUUAGGUUGGUAAUGUGCUGCAUGUGACUUUGAGAAAGAUUGCCUCCUGAUUUAAUGCUAAUAUGUUGUGUAUGGGGUGACUGCAAAAAGUGACUCCUGCUCAUUCAUUUUGUCCUUUGUUCUCUCAAACGAUUCAAUAAAUCAAAUGUGGUCAAAUGUC
Molecule: messenger RNA, 1908 nt
Organism: Sinocyclocheilus anshuiensis
Lineage: Eukaryota; Metazoa; Chordata; Actinopteri; Cypriniformes; Cyprinidae
Product: cell surface glycoprotein 1-like
Exons: 2
Coding region: 17-1717 (566 amino acids)
Source: RefSeq, a predicted model, not a curated record